This is a messenger RNA of Dendrobium catenatum, 579 nucleotides long. RefSeq names its product histone deacetylase 5-like. Lineage: Eukaryota; Viridiplantae; Streptophyta; Magnoliopsida; Asparagales; Orchidaceae. Gene Ontology annotation, biological process: spindle assembly; microtubule-based movement. Bases 1 to 579 code for a protein of 192 amino acids. Gene Ontology annotation, molecular function: ATP binding; microtubule motor activity; microtubule binding. The record is from RefSeq and is a predicted model, not a curated record. Gene Ontology annotation, cellular component: microtubule; kinesin complex. The transcript has 7 exons.
AUGUUCUUCCCAAAGGCACUCCAAGCUGUUGUCAACACCGACAGCCACCCGGUUGCUUGUGUCUGUCAUCCGAGCUCUGAUACCAAAGAUGAUGUAGGUAACACCUGCAAGCUUCCCAACCUCCUCCUUCUACCUUCAGCCGUUACUGAGAAAAGGGCUGAAUCGCAGAUUGUCUUGGCCCUUGAAGGAGGUUACAAUCUCAGCUCUCUAACUAAUUCAGUUUUUGCUUGUGCAAAAACUUUACUAGAAGGGAGUCCUAUUGUUAGAAAUUUUGGGGGCAGGCCUUUUGAAUCCAUGUGGCAUGUAAUCAAUGAGGUUCGUAAUGAACUGAAGACUUAUUGGUCAGUAUUCUCUAUUGAUCUGCCUGAAGAGAUUCUAAUUGCCAAUGUCGAACGUUACCCAAUUCAUCUUGUGCAAAACGCAUUUGAUGGUUAUAAGGUUUGCAUUUUUGCUUAUGGACAAACUGGUUCAGGCAAAACUUAUAACAUGAUGGGAAAACCAGAAACUCAUGAGCAGAAAGGAUUGAUACCAAGAUUCUUGGAACAAAUCUUUGAAACCAGUCAAGCUGUGAAAUACUAG